AGUUGUGAAAGUUAAGGGAUUUCUUACCCAACUAUUCAUUCACAUAUUUUCACUUGUACACAUUAACAAUGGGAGACCACACAACAAACAAAAUUCAUCCUGUGUCCGAAGUGAACAUCAAGAGUGUCGCGCCACCACCUCACGCGUCAUCAAGUCUUCGCCACCACUUAAGACCGCCUUCGCCGCCACCACAAAUGAAAGCCAAACGAGGUUUCUCGUGUUGCAAAUGCUUAUGUUGGUCACUAAGUAUCCUCAUAACGUUGAUCAUUAUUAUUGGAGCCACUAUUGGCAUCCUUUACCUUGUAUUCAAACCAAAAAUACCUCAAUACUCCGUUGAUCGCCUAACGAUAUCACAACUAACCCUCAACCUCGACUUCUCUCUCUACGCAAGAUUUAACGUCCAGAUAACCGCCAUCAACCCAAACAAGAAAAUCGGCAUCUACUACCAAAAAGGGAGUCGUUUAAGCGUAUGGUACAAAAACACCAACCUAUGUCAAGGCUCGCUCCCCGUCUUCUACCAAGGCCACCAGAACAAAACCGUGCUAAAUGUUGCUUUAGCGGGCCAAAACCAAUACGGCCGGACAUUACUGGCGGCGAUACAAGAACAACAACAAACGGGCCGGAUUCCGUUGGACCUAAAAGUGGAUGUUCCGGUGAAGAUUGAACUUGGAAAAUUGAAAUUAAUGAAAGUAAGGAUAUUGGGGAAUUGCAUGUUGAUAGUUGAUAGUCUAUCUACAAACAACAAGAUUAGCAUCAAGGCAACUAGUUGCAAGUUUAGGCUGAAAUUAUGAGAUGAUUGAUAUGCAUGUAUGCUUGUUUUAUUGUGUUAUUUUGCAUAUUUUGAUUGUUUUCUUGUUUGGUUUUUACAUUUUUGUAAUUCAUUUAUUGGAUAAAAUAGAUAAAUGUUGUG
Messenger RNA from Helianthus annuus (common sunflower), 910 nucleotides. Its product is annotated as NDR1/HIN1-like protein 6. The record is from RefSeq and is a predicted model, not a curated record. Lineage: Eukaryota; Viridiplantae; Streptophyta; Magnoliopsida; Asterales; Asteraceae. The coding region runs from base 69 to 791 and encodes 240 amino acids. The transcript has a single exon. Gene Ontology annotation, cellular component: plasma membrane.